AUGAACGACAUCAUGGAGCAAUGUGAGUUGUCCCUGGGUGACUCAGGAGAGUCAAGCAAGUUUGCACUUGAGGAUCUGGGGCUUACACUCUCCCCUGGAUCACAGUCACAAUCCUUCGCCCAUACAAUGGACUUCUCAGAGUUCGACCUCAGCAUGGAUCUCGACUUCGGCCUCAUGGAUAAUUUCGAUCCUCUGACCGAUUUUGAUCCUGUCGUCCAUCAAAUCGAUAUCUCCACCCUUGGUUCGACACCGGCCAAGCGUUCCCUCGAAGAGGUCUCCCCCAACGAAGCCGAGACGCCACCAAAGCGUUCACGCCAGUCGGUUCCCUCUCCUUCGCUCGAAUCGUUGGCCAUGCAGACGCAGUCCCGUAUGGACAUCGCCAACCGGGCCUCGCCUAUGGUCUCCACGAAUAAUUUCUCGGCUGCAGGAUCCAGCAACCCAGCUAGUGUCGCUGCGAUGACUCGGUUCGGACUGGACCCUCACGACACUGCGGAUUCCAUCCCAACUGUUCAACGAACAGUUCCAUUCUUGUCACCUUACCAAGUGUCUAAGUAUUACCCUUCCGCUCCGUCUCUUCACACCCGCACCGUCAAUGUGGAAGUUUCGAGCUCGGCUCUUCAGCAUCGGCUGAAAAACUCCCAACGCCGGAUCAACGUUCUCGUCAUAGAGCGCAAUAGAUAUCGGGACAAACUCCUCAGCUACACCCAGCCCGAUCCGCGUACGGGAAAGUUGAAGAUCGACGAAAUGGAGGCAGAAAUUACGACUCUACGGCGUGUGACAUCAACACAGCAAACCCGCACCAGGAACCUCAAAGCUGAACUCCAGAGCUGCCAGAAUGAGUAUGCCAAUCUAGCCAGAACACACAACAGCCUUCUCACCGAUUACCGGGCUUCUCAGAAAUCGCCCGCGCUUCCAUCGCGACAAUCUCCCGAGAUGACCUCCUGGGGCGGGUCCGAGCCAUGGAAAGGCGCAUAUGAUCAACUCUUGGCUGAGCAUCGCUCUUUGAUAUCUGCUUUGAAAACCCCAGGAGUGGAUCCGAUGCAGGUUUUGGAGGGACUCGGCAUGCAGCCCAGUAAUAAGGCUCCUUCAGCCAAUUACCCGUCACCAGCGUCAAUUUCAUCGAUGCCAAACCGAACCCCUGCUGUGCCCCACCAGGAUUCUGUAGUGAUUGAUCUCACCGACGAAGGCGCAGAGGAUGUGAGUACCUUAGGAUUCCCAACUGUUCAACUCGGCCCACCAGCAAAUGAACCCCAGCUAACCGACUUUCGUCACGUCCUCAGACACAAGCAGCUUGAUUGGAUUCGACCGCCGUUGAAUGUCCGACUGGCCGCUCAAGCUCUUUUCGACAAUAUCUCCCCCGUUCAAGGUUCAAGUUCUGCCUUAGUGUCCAAGCAGCCCAAAGGCUUGCUAGCUCCGCCACCGAAACCCAUUACGAAGAAUAUGGCGAAUGACGAGAAUGCUGCUUUCAUUUCAUCUGACGUCGCCCGCAUGCAAUCCUACGAACACACCAAUCUUCCAAUCCGACGUAUCCAGGAGAUGCCCUCCUCUUCCACCUCUACAAAGACACAUUCACGAGCUUCCGCGCCUAAUGUUCAAGUCAACAACCGCGUGCUUACUUCAAGUUCCAGCUUCAACAGCCUUUUUGAUGAGGAACCGGAGCCCACUGCAGUUCCCUCUGUUGAACAGCACGACGCUUUAGCAGAUAAUUGUUUCGAUGAUGACCAGUCGCUCUUUGUGGCACAGCUAGCUGGACAGUCAGACGAGCGCCAUAGUGAGAAUGGAGAGGACUACCAUCCAGAUGAUGACGAGCUGGCCCGGAUGCUGGAAGAAGAACUGGCUCGAUGA
Penicillium cosmopolitanum is the source of this 1845-nucleotide messenger RNA. RefSeq lists its product as uncharacterized. The coding region runs from base 1 to 1845 and encodes 614 amino acids. Lineage: Eukaryota; Fungi; Ascomycota; Eurotiomycetes; Eurotiales; Aspergillaceae. The record is from RefSeq and is a predicted model, not a curated record. The transcript has a single exon.